CCAACCAAAUCAAAUUUGACCAAAAAGAAAAAGACAAAUUUGAUUUUCAAUUACAACAAAUUCAUUCAAAUCGAACAACAUAUACCAAGAGAGGACAAUCAAUUUUUGUAUGUGUGUUAGCAAAACAGGAAAAAAAACGGAGAUAAAAUGGUCAACGAAAACAACAGUGGACAUAGAAAUAAUGAUCAUCAUCAUCAUAAUCAUCGUCGUAGUCGUCGUUCUGAUGUUGAUGAUGAAAAACAUUGCGAAUUGUUGUUGAAAAAUUCGAAUAAAAUUCAACCAUCAAAACAAGACAAUCAACAAUUAGAUAAUCAAAUAACAACAACAGCAACAACCAUAACAAAAUCGACAGCCGAUUUGACAACGAUGGAUGCCGAUAGUUCUACUGCCGAACUUGGAUUCAAAUCGAAAAAGAAAAACAAUUCAAUUACGAAAAUGAUGAUGAUAACAAAAAUUGAACCAAUUUCACCAACAGAAGAAUUGUUGACAGAAACAAUGGAUAUUGAUUCAAAUAUAUCGAUAAAUGAUGAUACAAAAUCUGGCCAAACAAAUCUAGUUAGUACGACAACUGGUCUAUUGCCAAAUGAAACAAAAAUAAAUCAAUCAUCAUCAAACUGCCAUCGAUUGAAUCGUUGUAAUCGAUUACAAACCACUACAUCAAAUAUGUCAUCAUCAUCAUCAUCAAAACGAUCUUCGUCCGAAACACGUGAAAGAUGGAGAAGUAAUAAUCUUAAAUCUAGACAACAGAAUGUAAAUGGAGCAUUUGGUGAACUUCGUAAACUGGUACCAACAUAUCCACCUGAUAAAAAAUUAAGUAAAAAUGAAAUCCUACGUUUAGCUAUCAAAUACAUUCGAUUAUUAUCGAAUGUUUUGGAUUAUCAGAAACAACAACAGGAGGAGGAGGAAGAAGAAGAAGAUUCAACGACUAUCGAAAACAAUCAUGAAGAACAUUUCGAUACAUCGAUUAUUGUUAACAAUCAGAAUAGCCUUUCAUCAUUAUCAUCCGCUUCUUCAUCGCCAUCAUCAUGCAACAACAAUCAUCAUCAACAACAUCAACCGAUUCCAUUAGGAUAUCAAAAUGAUAAUACAAUCAAUUUAAAAAAUCAAUUUUAUUUUCCAGAUUUUCGUCAUCAAUUACCAUUAUCAUUGAAAAAAUUAAUUAAAUCUGGAUCAAAUGAUAUAAAAUAUUAA
This is a messenger RNA of Dermatophagoides pteronyssinus (European house dust mite), 1191 nucleotides long. RefSeq lists its product as uncharacterized. Gene Ontology annotation, molecular function: protein dimerization activity; DNA-binding transcription factor activity, RNA polymerase II-specific; RNA polymerase II cis-regulatory region sequence-specific DNA binding. Gene Ontology annotation, biological process: regulation of transcription by RNA polymerase II. The record is from RefSeq and is a predicted model, not a curated record. Lineage: Eukaryota; Metazoa; Arthropoda; Arachnida; Sarcoptiformes; Pyroglyphidae.